CUGUUCACGUUUUGUGUAGUUUGAGCUUAGUCAAGCUCAGAACUGAAGGACAAACAUUGUAAACAGCAAAUCUUGCUGAAAAGUCUUGCUAAUCCUGGGUUAGCUUAAUCAGGCUUUGAACAGCCCAGCCCAGGGUUAUAAAAACUACCUGUGGCUGGCUGCGAAUGAAAAUCACUAUCUGCGUCAUGAUCUUGCCUGGCUACUCGGGGCUACUCUUCUGAAUACUGCAACAGUAAAACCCAAUUGCUUUUAUUAAAUCUUUGUGACGACCCUGAACCUUUCUACCACCAAAUCUAAUGGGUAGCAAACAUAAAUGCCAAAGGGAAAAGAGAAUUUUAAAAGAAGCCCACUAUGAAAUAUGAAUUACAUACAUGUAAUUGCAGUGAGUUUUGGCUAUUGAAGUGACAUUCAGUAAGAUGGAAGAAUGAAAAAGAACAAACAGGUGGUUAUAAAGAUUGGGAAUGUUCGAGAUGUAUGCUUAGGAUGAUCAACUCAUGUAAUUCGGGUCCAUAUUUGUCAAAAUCUUGAUAAAAAAAGUAAAUAGAAUCUUGGUCAGGAUUACCUGGAAAUACUAAUCAAAAGUUUGUUAGGUAGAUGACUUGAAAAAGCACAAAAAUCCUGAAAAGAAGAGAUCUAUAAUUUCUAUUACAUGUACGCAGGGUUCUCAUUAAUUUAGGGAGUAGAAGGCUUGCUUCAAGAAGUAGAUGGUUGAUACCAAUUUUGAGUGCCAAAGGCACAAGCCCCUAGGGGGAUCUGGGGGCAUGCUCUCCUAGAAAAUUUUGAAAUCGAGAGGCUCUGAAAUACUAUUUCAGGCAUUCUUUUGGAUAUAUUUCCUCAAAAAUAGUAAAUUUUGGAAAAGGCCAAAACGCCAAGAAUUUUAAGGGACAGAGCAGGACGUGUGCUUUUGCUUUCAAUGGGUAGUGUUUCCACUGGAAUUGAUGCUGUAGAUGUGCUUGGCAUGACACAAUCCACACUGGUAUCGAGCGAUGACUCCACUACUGACUGUUAGACUCAACUACUGAUUCUUCGAGCACUUCUGCAGCUUUUUUCUUUUUUACAAAUCCCAUCGUUUUUUGCUGCAUCAGUCUUUUUGUUGGGCCUGAGUCGGCCAUCUUCAACAUUUGCAGUACAAAUAACGAAUUACCGGUAACUCUGUACGUAAUCGAGAUUCAUGCUGGGCUUGGUUUGUGAUUGAGGAUGCAUGUCUACAAAGCAAUAUGGCAGUUUGUUGGCGAGGUAAACAUGAACCAGCUAGGAAUCAAAACAGACCUUAACCAGCAAGAAAAUGUGAAGGCUAAUUUUAUUGUGCAAUGCAAAAAUGGCUUAGAAGGAAGUUGUCCCCUUUGAUGGCAGACAUUUUUAUUUAUUUUCAUUACUUUCACGAAAAGUAGGCAGCUCAGAAAUCGAAGUAUCCGGUUCUUGAGCCGGUGGCCGACACUUAAUGAGAACCCUGUGUGUGGUGUCUGCUACUGUGGCAUUGUUUCAUGUACCCAAGCCAUAACUAGAUCAGUUGUUAUCCUUUAGCAGGACUGAGAAGUGUUGAGUUUUCUGGUAAAAUCUCAUCUUGGUUGAAUUUCAACCUGUAUUCUGUAAAGCAAGCUGAUCCAGAUGUUAGUCACCAGAGAACUGUAGCUAUGAUGGACCUUUGACAAUUAGAUUAUGAGCUUGAGAUUUCUAUGAGGUAAUAACUUUGAUGAGACCAAAGGCCAAAUCAACUAUCAACUCAUAGAAAUCAAGAGCAAAUAAUCCAAUUACUUUUUAAAAUUCGUUCUUAAAUUUUCUGCAGCUAUCCUUUUCCAAUUUUUUUUGUACGUCGUGUUUAACUUAACAUUUUAGAAAAAUCGCUUGGACUGAAUUUUCGCUCAGAAUUUACUGUUGUGUAUGCACGUUCACCUAGUUUUUUUUUGAAGUCACAAAACUGUAAAUGCCCUUCAGUUUAGUCUUCCCAGCAAUUUAAUUAUCCAUUUGUAUUUAAAUGUUUGUCCAUAACUUCGCAAAGACAAGAAAACGUUGUUAUUUUAAAGAUGACCUCAAGCCACUGCAUUCUAAUGGCUGAUAGUGUACAAGUAGCGCAGCCAAUCAGACUGCAGCAUUUGCAUUAACAUACUGGUAGAAUUCUACUAAUUUCUGUUACAACUGGGAUAUAAUUUUGAAGUUGACCUUGUAAAUGUUAUUAAAUUGCAGUGUGGUAACAUGUAUUUGUAAUCCUGCACGAGAAAACAUACAGUAGAUCUCUAAAAUGAUUUUUUUUUGGGUGCUAAAAUUUUCUUUUUAGGUUAAUGUUUUGGACAGACUGGGGUGAGCAACCCAAAAUAGAGCGAGCUGAAAUGGAUGGCUCCAACCGUGGAAUAAUCAUCCGACAUGAUAUUCAUUGGCCCAAUGGGCUUACAAUAGACUACAGUAAUGAGAAAAUAUACUGGACAGAUGCAAAAUUGUUUUAUAUAGCUAAAGCUAAUUACGAUGGUUCAAACCGUCAGAGAAUAUUCAGAACUCCCAUGCCCAGUCAAUGUGUACUGGGCCAUCCAUUUGCCGUGACAUUAUAUGAGAAUAAAAUUUAUUGGACUGAUUGGAAAACAAGAGGCAUUCAUUCUACGAACAAGAAUACUGGUACACGUUGUCAGAUGGUUUGGUCAAAUGCUUAUUCUCCUAUGGAUAUUCAUGUGUUUGAACCAAGAAGACAGCUGCCAAGGCCUGGGCAAAACCCGUGCAAUUCCACCUCAAAUGGAGGAUGCAGUCAUCUAUGUCUGUUGAAUGCUCAUAGUCAUUCAUGUGCUUGCCCGACUGGUGUGAAGCUUUUAUCUGAUGGGAAGACAUGCGAGCAAAGUCCUAUCCAUUUCUUAUUAUUAGCAAGGAAGGAGGACCUGCGUCGCAUAUCACUUGACACACCUGAUCUUACUGAUGUGGUUGUACCAGUUUCUGGUAUUAGGCAUGCAGUUGCCAUCGAUUUUGAUCCAGUCGAUAAAUUUCUUUAUUGGAGCGAUGAUGAGAAACUUGAAAUCAAGAGAUGUAGAAUGAAUGGACAAACCGUUGAUGUCCUAGUUUCCAGUGAAGUUAAACAUCCUGAUGGUGUCGCAGUUGACUGGGUUGCACGGAACUUGUAUUGGACAGACACAGGCACUGAUAGAAUUGAAGUCAGCAGGCUGAAUGGCUCGUCAAGAAAAGUUCUUAUCAGUGAAAAUCUUGAUGAACCUCGAGCGAUAACAUUAGAUCCAACUCAUGGGUACAUGUACUGGACUGAUUGGGGAAAGCAUCCGAAGAUUGAACGAGCAGCACUGGAUGGGAGUCACCGCACCAUUUUGGUCAAUGACUCCGUGGCGUGGCCUAAUGGUCUUACCAUUGAUUAUCUUUCCCACAAGAUCUACUGGGCUGAUGCCAAGCUGGACAAGAUUGAGGUCAUGAAUUUGGAUGGGAGUAGUCGCAGAGUGGUCCUGAGUGACAAGUUACCGCACAUCUUUGGUUUUACUGUCCUUGGUGAUCGUCUAUAUUGGACAGACUGGCAGAAAAGGGCUAUAGAGAGUGUGAACAAAAGAACCCGCAAAGACAGACAAACAAUCAUUGACAGCUUGCCUGAUUUGAUGGGAUUGAAAGCUGUCAAUCUUAACCUCACAUAUGGUUCUAAUGACUGCCAGCAUAACAAUGGAAAUUGUAGUCAUCUGUGUUUAUUCAGACCUUCGGGGGUUAAAUGCGAAUGUCCAAACGGGAUGGAGCUGCUUGCCGAUGAAAGGAGUUGCAUACUACCAGAAGCAUUCCUGUUGUUCGCAAACCCCGAUGACAUCCGGAGAAUUUCUCUUGACACCAAUAACGGCAAUGUUAUUCCCUUGGUUGGUGUCAAAGAAGCAAACGCUCUUGACUUCAGUGUUCACGAUAUGCAGAUUUAUUGGACAGAUGUGACCCUCAAGUCGAUAAGUAGAGCAUUCCUGAAUGGCAGUAGCAUAGAGCACUUGAUUGUUGUGGACUUACACUUUCCUGAUGGCUUGGCAGUUGAUUGGAUAGCCAAGAACCUUUACUGGACAGAUUCUGAGCUUCAGAGAAUAGAGGUGGCAAGGCUAGAUGGGCAGCACAGGAAGAUGUUGAUUUGGAAAGACUUGUGGGAGCCGCGGGAACUGACUCUUGAUCCAGUGUCAGGGCAUAUGUACUGGGCGAAUGGCGGAGAGGAACCAAAAAUAGAGAGAGCAGACUUAGAUGGUUCAAACAGGCGUACAGUUGUCAUUAAUGUCACACGUCCAACCGGCUUGACAAUCGACUUUUCAUUGGGACUUAUAUUCUGGGUGGAUGCUGAAAACAAGGUGAUUGAAUGUGCAUAUUUAAAUGGGACAAACCGCCGAACCAUUGCAACUGAACUACCAAAGCCUUUUGCCUUGACCCAGUACAAAGAUUUCAUAUAUUGGGCAGACUGGAGGUUGAGCUCAAUCUACCGUGCAAACAAAUCCAAUGGAAUGGACAGGACGCAAAUUAAGGGCAACAUAGACUUCAUUAUGGAUAUUCUGGUUUUUCACAGCAGUAGACAAGAAGGUUGGAAUCUCUGUGCUUUCAAUAAUGGCGGCUGCAGCCACCUUUGUCUUGCUAAACCUGGAAACAGAAUAGAGUGUUCCUGUCCAACGCAUUACACAUUAUCACCAAUUGACAAUAAAAGCUGCAAAGCUCCUCGCCUUUUUAUGCUGUACAGCACCAAAACAGACAUUCGCCGAAUCCUCUUCAACUCAUCGGACAAUCUUGAUGUGGUUUUACCCAUUCGUGGUCUAUCAGAUGUUCAGGCGAUCGAUUAUGACAUUAACAGCCAUCUUGUCUUCUGGAUUGAUGGUACCACCAAGACCAUUAGAUGUGCUUUUCAAAAUGGCACCAAUUCUAAGAUAAUUAAACUGGAUGCAGGUGCAGUGCCGUAUGAUCUUGCCAUCGAUCCUUAUGGACAGCAGCUCUUUUGGACGGACACUGCAUCCAAUAGCAUUAAAGUUUACAGUCUGAAGAAUAAGACAAACCUCGGUGUUGUGUUCCGGGAAAAGAAUUUUUAUCCGCGGUCUAUUGUACUUCAUCCUGAGAAAGGGUUAAUGUACUUCACCAAUGACAAUCCUGAGAAAAAGUGCAUCGUGCGAGUGACAAUGGGUGGACUCGACAGCCUGAUGUUGUUCAGCGCAAAGUCCCCUGGUGACUUGGCAAUUGAUAAGCAGGGCAGAAAGCUUUUCUGGACGGAUACAGAACUGAAGAAGAUCGAGUACGGCGAUUUGGCAGGAACAAAUCGCGCCACUCUGGUGGACAUGAAUGUAUUGCAUCCUGUAGGAAUAGUUGUGUUUGGAGACUACGUUUACUGGAUUGAUCGAGAAUCUCGUACUGUCAUGAAAAUCAAGAAGGGAGGUGAAAUCCCUAGGGUUCUUGUGCAGGCAGCCGUUGAUGACUUGUCUGACAUGAUAGUUGUUGACGCUAGGAAGUCCACAGUUGAUCACCCGUGCGCCAGGAACCGUUGCAGUCACAUCUGUUUGGUUGGAUCUCACGGCCAGACGCAAUGCUCAUGCCCCGUUGACAAUAUCCUCAAUGGAGACAAUUCCACUUGUGGAGCUCCCAAGACAUGCGAACCAUACGAGUUUGCUUGCUCCAGUGGAGGUUGCGUGAAUGAAAAUUGGCUUUGUGAUGACAGGGAAGACUGCAUUGAUGGCAGUGAUGAAAAGAAUUGUACACCCUGCAAAGAUGGAGAAUACCGCUGUAGCGGAGGCAAGUGUAUUAGCGUGAAGAAACUUUGCGACAAUGAAGCAGAUUGCGAUGAUGAAUCAGACGAGGACGAUGAGAACUGCCCAUUGAAAUGUCUCAAGAACCAGUUUGAAUGUGUUGUGAAUCACAUCGUUAUCAAGUGUAUUCCUUUGGAUUGGAAGUGCGAUGGUGGCGGAGACUGCCCUGGCGACUUGGAUGAAAUGGACUGUGAUCUCCCUGAAGGCAAUUCAACAGACCCUGGAUCUACUGGUGUCUUCCAUCCUUCAAAUCUCAGCGGUAAAAUGGUGGGCGUUAUUGUGGCGUCAAUCAUUGUUUGCGUCAUCUUUCUUACCAUCGCUGUACUGAUAUGCCGCAGGCUCAAGCACGGCCCUGACUGUAACGUGACUCAUGACAUAGGAUUAGUUGUGACUCCAGUGCUUCGUCCCAGGCCUCCCUCGUGCGCGUCUUCAUCUUCCUCAGCAUCUUCCCGCCGUGACAUGUUCGUGACGGCGCCGUUGCGGAAAGGUCCCGGAUCGGCUGGCUCGUCUAAUAAGCGGUCAAAAUCAAACGGCACGGCUCCGAGCUUAAGCAACCGUUCAAGUGCGUCGCAAACUGCUUACGACCGGAACAAUUUAACUGGAGCGUCAUGCUCCUCGACUGCGUCUACUGUAGUCACGGCAUACCUUCAUGAACCUUUGAAUCCACCGCCGUCGCCUGUGACGGAACGAUCUCAGUAUACUUCGCGGUCUCGUCCAUAUUGCGAGUCCCUGUUAUCGCCGUCAUCGUGUACAUCACACCGAUACCACCGGCCCAGAAUGCCUCCGCCUCCAACGCCUGCUUCAACCGACGUCGAGUCCAUAGGGAGUCGGCAUCGCUGUCGUAGACUACACCGUUGCCGGUACCAGCGGUACGAGCCUUCCACCUGCACGGAGGCGGCGUACGAUUCGGAUUUGUUCGCGCCGCCUCCGACGCCAAAUACGAACUAUCUUUCGGAGGCGACGCAUUUUUCAGAUCAAGAGGGGCCGCCCCCAUCUCCUGUAAUGACUGAGAGGAGCUUCCAUCCCCACCCUUACCCUCCUCCGCCUUCGCCAGUGACUGACGCGCCGUCAGUCGUGUUGUAACACAAGUGCGCAGAAGGGGAAUCUAUAUCUGCGUGACUUCUGUCACGUCGGUGUCUCGCUCGCUACAAUGGACCACGCGGAAAUUGCGUGAGCUAUAACUGACGUUAUUUCACUUUAUCGUCAAUACAGAAAAGACGUUUCAAAGAAUUGUACGUGGCCGUGCGAGUUGAACUCGCGGAAACUCCAACGCGUAACCUGCGAGGAUGUUGCGCGUUUAAUUCGCGAGGAACAGAGAAGAAAGUCGACGAUGUCGAAAGCACCACUCUAGCGGAGCAACGAAACGUUGAAUGAGCUUCAACAAUAUUAUAAUGAAGUAAAGUAACGUUCUCCGACGUUUUGGUAGGAUAAGAAAGGGAAUAAUUUCUGUCGUCCUGAGUCAGCGGAUAAACAGGAACUCGUUGUACACUGUAGUUAACCUUGGGAAAUCUUCUGAAAGUCGAUUAGUCAAUUUUGAACGAUCUCCAGUUUGAAGCCUGCAAAUGUUCUCUGCUUUUUUUGAGCUAUUUUGUGUUUUUUAGUCCUAUAUUUUUGUACAAGUUCUGGCGUUAUGUUGGUGUUUGAUCGUGUUGAGUUUUUUUUGUUGUUGUUGUUGUUCAGGUUUGCGUUUUGUGGUUGCGUUGAUCGUUUUCUUUUUUCACUGAAUUACUCAUUCUCUUUUGGAAGUUAAUCAUUCCAAUUGAAUUUAUAUUCACUGUUGGUGAAUCUGUUCAUGGUAAAAAGCACUUCGUAGGCUUGCUGAUUCAUUGGUUAAUAUCAUUUUCGUUUAUCAGCUCUCUGCAGGUAGAAACAUUAACAUGGCUUUAAAAUGUCUGCAAAUUAUUUAUUGUAAAUAUUGUAUAUAAUUUGUAAAUGGUGCUUUACCUGUAACCAAGAGUAUCUAUUGUCAAGCAGUUUUGCUGAUGACUUUUAAAUUUUCUUAGAUUAAUAUAUUUUUAAUAAAGAUGUUUGUAUAAAUGA
Molecule: messenger RNA, 7757 nt
Organism: Orbicella faveolata
Lineage: Eukaryota; Metazoa; Cnidaria; Anthozoa; Scleractinia; Merulinidae
Product: low-density lipoprotein receptor-related protein 6-like
Molecular function (GO): protein binding
Source: RefSeq, a predicted model, not a curated record